Mercurialis annua (annual mercury) is the source of this 1975-nucleotide messenger RNA. RefSeq names its product protein phosphatase 1 regulatory inhibitor subunit PPP1R8 homolog. Lineage: Eukaryota; Viridiplantae; Streptophyta; Magnoliopsida; Malpighiales; Euphorbiaceae. The transcript has 3 exons. The coding region runs from base 291 to 1562 and encodes 423 amino acids. The record is from RefSeq and is a predicted model, not a curated record. Gene Ontology annotation, molecular function: protein binding; mRNA binding.
GGCAAGUGAAGGAUGUAAUUGUCACAGACGAAAAGAAUGAGGACCAUAAUUCGCACAGCAAAACAAAAAACCUGCAAACGCUUUACUUUCCGAACUCGGAAGCUGCUUUGAGUGUCGUUCGGCUAAUCCUUCCGAGUUCGCCUUCAUUCUGAAAAGAGGAAGAAAAGCCAUAAUUUUAGGGGUUUGGUUUGGAGGGAGCUAACUUAGCUAAGUGCUGUGUGGAUUGUGGUUCUACUUGAAGUAUCGCGAAUUUGAUUAAAGAAAACUUAUUUGAUUAUAGGGAGCAUAGAAUGUAUGGUAGAACGGGUCUUGACAGAUUUAAGAAGGCUCAAACUUCGGACCCAUUCUCUGUCUCCUUUAAUUCGACUUCAAAAAUCGCUGCACAACAUGUUUCUAAAGGUGUCUCAAAUCCGUCUGUGACGCAAAACCAGUCUCGUUGUCAAUCCUCUGUGCCACAAAAACCGGUGGGGCUUGAGGCAGGGCCGUUGGUGGGGCAGACUCAGCAUGUAACCCAGAUUGGUGGAGGGCAGUCGAGUUGGCAGCCACCAGAUUGGGCAAUUGAGCCUCGUUCGGGAGUUUAUUUUCUUGAUGUCAUGAAGGAUGGUGAGGUUCUUGAUCGAAUUCAGUUGGAUAGACGGAGGCAAUUGUUUGGGAGGCAAUCUCAUAUGUGUGAUUUCGUGCUUGAUCAUCAGUCUGUUUCGCGCCAACAUGCUGUUGUCAUUCCUCAUAAAAAUGGAAGCAUAUUUGUAAUUGAUUUGGGGUCUGCACAUGGUACAUUUGUGGCAAAUGAGAGAUUAACCAAAGACACCCCUGUUGAACUUGAAGUGGGACAAUCUCUUCGAUUUGCAGCAUCAACGCGAACAUAUAUAUUGAGAAAGAACAAUGCUGCCCUUUUCACACGUCCUCCACUGCCUUCAGAGAUUAAUCUACCACCACCUCCUGAUCCAACCGAUGAAGAAGCUGUUGUCGCUUAUAAUACUCUUUUAAAUCGCUAUGGCCUUACCAAUCCUAAUAGUAAACCUGUCAUCUCAUCGAGCAGAAGGGAUGACGACAAUGGACAGCAGACUGGCAGAGCUGCAAAAAGAAUCAAGAAAGCAAGAGUGGUUUUUAGAGAUCAAGUUGGGGGAGAACUAGUUGAAGUUGUCGGGUUUUCAGAUGGUGCAGAUGUAGAAACAGAGCCUGGUCCAUUAGGCGUAAAAGAAGGAAGUCUUGUCGGAAAAUAUGAAUCACUUAUACAAACAACUAUGAUACCGAAAGGUAAAGAACAUCCGUCUGCAAAAGAAAACAGUGCUUCGCAAAGGGGAGUGACUACUAAACUGCAAGAAGUGUUAAAUAAGGUGAAAACUGCUCCCAAAAGUGGGAUAUAUGAUGAGCUAUAUGGAGAAACAUUCUCUGGGAAAUUGGGUUCAUCCUGGGCUUACUCUUCUGUUGCUUCUGGUGAUAAACUGGAUCCUCCAAAUAAUGAUAACCUACAGAAGCCUAUUGGUGGUUUGAGUGAAAAACUAGGAAAUAACUCUAGCUCGAACAAUGAUGAUGACGAUGAUGACCUAUUUGGCGACUAACUGAAUGUUAUGUUGCAUGGCAAUGGAAACAGAAAUGCUGAAAUGGAGAAUGACAAAAUGAUAUUUUUUUUUACAGGAAUAGGUUAUAGAUAUGGAAUUUUGGAGUUUCAGAAGCUUUUCUAGAAACGGAAACAAAAUCCUAAAAUAUAAGACUCGAUAAAUUUCCGAUCAAUAUGGACCGGAGUAGCUUGAAGCAUUCUGCUAUUUGUCUUCUUCUGUUUGUGCUUUAGAGAACAGCAGCCACUGCCCAUUGGUGAAUUUGUAGAUGGGAAUUUUUGUUGUAAUUCCUCAAAUUGUGUUAGUAACAAAUCAUAUGCCCCAAUAGCAAUAGGGGGGUCUUAAUUCAUUAAUGAGUUGCAAUUGGAGGUGUUCUCCCCCCUUUUUUUUUGGCAAAAUGCAGUAGAUUUUUAUCC